Poecile atricapillus (Black-capped chickadee) is the source of this 1735-nucleotide messenger RNA. Its product is annotated as OTU domain-containing protein 5-like. Gene Ontology annotation, biological process: protein deubiquitination. The transcript is spliced from 9 exons. NCBI's taxonomy places the organism in Eukaryota, Metazoa, Chordata, Aves, Passeriformes, Paridae. The record is from RefSeq and is a predicted model, not a curated record. Bases 421 to 1617 code for a protein of 398 amino acids. Gene Ontology annotation, molecular function: K63-linked deubiquitinase activity; cysteine-type deubiquitinase activity.
GGCUCCCCGACGGCGACGCGGAUUCGGGCCCGGACGCGGGGCCCGAGCGCGGAGCGGACGCGGGACCGGAGAGAGGGCCCCGGAGGCGUCGGUGAACCCGGGGGACCCGGCGUGGGGGGGCCUCGGCCUCGGGCCUCGCCGCCGCCGCCGCUGCGGGGCUGGGCCGGGCUGCCCGGAGCCGCCGGCUCUCCUCCUCCCGCCGGGCCCGGAGGUCCCGGAGGCGGCGGCCCCGGUUCCGCGGACGGGCCCGCGGCUCUGCUGGGCUUGGAGGCGGCGGCUUUGGGGCUGCCCGAGCCCCGCGGGCCCGGCUGCGGCGGCGGCGGCGGCGGCGGCCCCGGGCACAGCAAGAGGCGGCGGCGCGGAGGGGCCGGGCCCAGCGGAGGCUCCGCCGGUUCGGGCCCCGGGGGGAUCGGGCUGGGGAUGGGGCUGGGCCCCGCCUGCGGCAGCCCCGGGCCCGACGAGGCGGGAGGAGGAUACAACAGCGAGGACGAGUACGAGGCCGGGCGGGUGGAGAUGGAUCCGGCCACGGCCGAGCAGCAGGAGCACCGGUUCGAGAAGGCUCUGCGGGAGAAGAAAGGCUUCAUCAUCAAACGCAUGAAGGAGGACGGGGCGUGUCUGUUCCGGGCCGUGGCUGAUCAGGUGUACGGAGACCAGGACAUGCACGAGGUGGUGAGGAAGCACUGCAUGGAUUACCUGAUGAAGAACGCCGAUUAUUUCUCCAAUUACGUCACGGAGGAUUUCACCACCUACAUCAACCGCAAGCGCAAGAGCACCUGCCACGGGAACCACAUCGAGAUGCAGGCCAUGGCCGAGAUGUACAACCGGCCCGUCGAGGUCUACCAGUACGGCACUGAGCCCAUCAACACGUUCCACGGGAUCCAGCACAACGAGGACGAGCCCAUCCGGGUCAGUUACCACCGCAACAUCCACUACAACUCCGUGGUGAACCCCAACAAAGCCACCAUCGGCGUGGGGCUGGGGCUGCCCUCCUUCAAACCGGGGCUGGCGGAGCAGUCUCUGAUGAAGAGCGCCAUCAAGACGUCGGAGGAGUCGUGGAUCGAGCAGCAGAUGCUGGAGGACAAGAAACGCGCCACGGACUGGGAGGCCACCAACGAGGCCAUCGAGGAGCAGGUGGCCCGCGAGUCCUACCUGCAGUGGCUGCGUGACCAGGAGAAACAGGCGCGCCAGCCCCGCAAGGCCAGUGCCACGUGCAGUUCGGCCACCGCGGCUGCGGCCAGUGGCCUGGAGGAGUGGAGUGGCCGCUCGCCCCUCCCCCGCAGCGCCGCCCCCUCCCCCGAGCACCCCGGGCUGCACCCAGAGACCCCCAAACCCCCCUCACCCGGAGCCCCCCCCGCCGGAAAACCCCCCUCGCCCUGCGCCCCAGGCACGAGCAGCCAGCUGGGGGCGGGGGGGGGUCGUGCCACGCCCCCCCUGGUGUCGCUGUACCCCGCGCUCGAGUGCCGCGCCAUCAUGCAGCAAAUGUCCCCAACCGCCUUCGGCCUGAACGACUGGGAGGAUGACGAGAUCCUGGCGUCGGUGCUGGCGGUGUCGCAGCAGGAGUACCUGGAGACCAUGAAAACCUCGCGCCACAGAGACCCCGCCACCGACAAGAGUUGAUAUUGAACCCCCCGGACUGGCAGCCCUGAGACCCCCCCUCAAAAAAAAACAACAAAAAAAAACCCCCCUGAGGACCCCUCCCCUUAAAAACAACAACAAAAAAAAAACAACAAAAGAA